Molecule: messenger RNA, 1697 nt
Organism: Cajanus cajan (pigeon pea)
Lineage: Eukaryota; Viridiplantae; Streptophyta; Magnoliopsida; Fabales; Fabaceae
Gene: GAPB
Product: glyceraldehyde-3-phosphate dehydrogenase B subunit
Biological process (GO): glucose metabolic process
Molecular function (GO): NAD binding; NADP binding; oxidoreductase activity, acting on the aldehyde or oxo group of donors, NAD or NADP as acceptor
Source: RefSeq, a predicted model, not a curated record
AUUUUCUUUUUUUUCUUUUUUUUUUUGACAAUCUGCUCUAGAAAAAUCUGAAGAAUAAAACAAGAGGAGGAAAUGCAACAUAGUUGUUGAUAUAUACUACACACAUCACAGAGGAAGUUGUUGCAGCCAUGGCCACCCAUGCAGCUCUAGCUUCUACAAGGAUCCCUACGAACACCAGGCUUCCAUCCAAGGCCUCUCACUCUUUCCCAACCCAAUGUGCCACAAAGAGACUUGAGGUGACAGAAUUCUCUGGACUAAGAUCCACUUCAUGUGUCACCUAUGCUAACAAUGCCAGAGAAUCUUCCUUUUUUGAUGUCGUAGCUUCCCAACUCACUCCCAAGACCAAUGGAUCAACUCCUGUGAGGGGAGAGACAGUGGCCAAGUUGAAGGUGGCAAUCAACGGUUUUGGACGCAUUGGUAGAAACUUCCUUCGCUGCUGGCACGGCCGAAAAGACUCACCCCUUGAGGUCAUUGUUGUCAACGAUAGUGGUGGUGUCAAGAAUGCUUCGCACCUGUUGAAAUAUGAUUCUAUGCUGGGAACCUUUAAGGCAGAUGUGAAAGUACUAGACAAUGAAACCAUCACCGUUGAUGGUAAGCCCAUCAAGGUUGUUUCCAACAGGGACCCUCUUAAGCUUCCUUGGGCUGAGCUUGGAAUUGACAUUGUUAUUGAGGGUACAGGAGUGUUUGUGGAUGGACCUGGUGCUGGCAAACACAUCCAAGCAGGUGCCAAGAAAGUUAUUAUCACUGCUCCUGCAAAGGGUGCUGAUAUUCCAACUUAUGUUGUCGGAGUAAAUGAACAGGACUACACUCAUGAGAUCUCCAACAUUAUAAGCAACGCUUCCUGCACUACAAACUGUCUUGCUCCCUUUGUGAAGAUCCUGGAUGAAGAGUUUGGAAUUGUGAAGGGAACCAUGACAACCACACAUUCCUACACAGGAGACCAGAGGCUUUUGGAUGCUUCACACCGUGACUUGAGACGAGCCAGGGCUGCAGCACUGAACAUUGUCCCAACCAGCACUGGAGCAGCCAAGGCCGUGUCUCUGGUGCUGCCAAAGCUGAAGGGAAAGCUGAAUGGCAUUGCUCUCCGUGUGCCUACACCCAAUGUUUCAGUCGUUGACCUUGUGGUCAAUGUUGAGAAGAAGGGUCUCACUGCUGAAGAUGUGAAUGGAGCAUUCAGAAAGGCUUCAGAGGGGCCACUGAAAGGUGUAUUGGACGUGUGUGAUGUUCCACUUGUGUCUGUUGACUUCCGCUGCUCUGAUGUUUCUUCUACUAUUGACUCAUCCUUGACCAUGGUCAUGGGAGAUGAUAUGGUUAAGGUUGUUGCUUGGUAUGACAAUGAGUGGGGAUACAGCCAAAGAGUGGUGGAUUUGGCACAUCUAGUAGCAAGCAAGUGGCCAGGGGCACCUAAAGCAGGGAGUGGAGACCCAUUGGAGGAUUUCUGCCAGACAAACCCUGCUGAUGAGGAAUGCAAAGUUUAUGAAUAGAGGAGGAGAUGAGAGGCCUUUUCUUAAUUCAUUACCAUUACAUUUUUACUCUUUGCCUUGUAUGAUGUGAAAAUAGAAGGAAUUGUUCAGACAGACAGUGUCUGAGGGAAGAUUUUUACACUUUAAAUUUUAUCUGCAGCCAAUAAUAAGUUUUGGCGUGACUGAAAUUCAUGAACAUCACCCCCAUAUAUUGAUUCAUAUUGCAUUUCUAAA